Molecule: messenger RNA, 483 nt
Organism: Clonostachys solani
Lineage: Eukaryota; Fungi; Ascomycota; Sordariomycetes; Hypocreales; Bionectriaceae
Source: the annotation of a GenBank genome assembly
AUGAGCAAACCUUCCAAUUUGUGCUUGAACCGAAGCUGGGGAUUGUUGAACCGCCUGCCUCGGGAGACCUGCAAGCCAUGGUCUACGCUAUUCCAGGCAGCUCCUAGCCCUGCGUCUUUCGAUAGUCCAUUGGUCGAGACCGUGAAGUUUCUCGUGAUUCGUGAGCCAAGAGGCAUCCGCCAAAAUGUGGAGGCCAGGCUACUGGCUCUCAUGCACCCGAUAUCACUUCUCGGGAAGGCUGAGGCAGAGGGUAUUGAUGCAGCUCAGUCAAGUUCAGGAAUGGUGGCUAAAAGGAGUCAAGCUGAGCUGUUAUCAGCCCUAGCUGAACGUGUGGCGAUGAGGGGUGAACCCCUGCAGAUUGCACGUCUCGGGCCGCUUGAUGGCAAGGGCUGGAGAGGAGUUCCCGUGACCACCGUCGCUCUACUAGUGUCAAAUACCCUUGUGGCGCAGGAUGGCUCUGGACUAUUCCAACUAGCCCUGUGA